Molecule: messenger RNA, 14862 nt
Organism: Parnassius mnemosyne (clouded apollo)
Lineage: Eukaryota; Metazoa; Arthropoda; Insecta; Lepidoptera; Papilionidae
Source: the annotation of a GenBank genome assembly
AUGUUUACUAAAAAAUCUCACCAAGAUGUCAAAAAAUCCACCGUUAAAAUACAAGAUUCUAAGAAAGAUUCGACAACCCGAUUAAAACACCUCAAAAUCGUCUUGGAACAUUUUGAUGCUGAUGAAUCCAAGACAUACUUUGAGGCCAACUUUAGUCAUGUAUAUUUUAUCUUGUAUGAUAACUUUAUUUUAGCAGAAAAUAAUCUUCGACAAAGAGAACUUCCGUUCCAUCUUGUACACAAAGCUGGCAGGGAAGAAUUAGAAGGAGCAUUAUCUCUGUUAGAAAAAGUAUUAUGCCUUGUACCUGAGUUACUUGGAAAAAGAUGGCAGUUACAUUCUCUUACAAGAAUAUUUUCAAAACUCCUCCAUAAUGGCAAUUCUCAAAAACUUAGGGCAGAAGCUAUAAGAUAUUUCCUUCUAUGGUAUCAAGCUCUUGGAGAUAAUGCCCCACAUGAAGUACACAGGAUGUUUGCUGGGUUGGUGCCAGGUAUGCCUGAAUCGCCGGCCCAGUCAAUUGGAUCCCCUUUUAAGCAAAAAUCUUUUGAUGUAAUAACUAAUAUAUCAAAUGAGUCAGGUGAUUUCAAAAUGGAGGACAUAAUGCAGCACCCAAACUUCAAUUCCGCUUCUGAUAAUGUGAAGAAAGUUGUUGUGGAGCAAACAUCAACUGGUAUUAUGGGAAAGUUAGCGCAUGUUUCAGCCUCAAUAUUUCAUGAUACAAAUGCUCUUAACCCAGUUCAAAGUGUAGAGAUACAACCUUUACUACCAGCAAGUGCCAAUGAGAAGCCAGUAGAUAAUGAAACUAGAUUUUUUUUUGAAAUACUUCUUGAUGGUAUGGCCACUUCAGUUACAAAAAUACACUGGCGAGAUAGAUCACAUGCCAAAGCAAUGAGAUGUUUUGCAUUUUUAUUGGAGAAGUUUAAAAUAUACUAUCUACCUAUCAUUUGCCCGCAGUUCAAUCAUAGAAACUCAUUAUACAAGCCUAAUCUUGAAUUGCCCGUCCAGCAUAACAUUUUAGAAGACGAUUACGUGAUAUGUCGUGUGACGCUCAUUAAAUGGGUUGCGAGUUAUGCAAAUUUUGUAAAGCGACAAGGCAGCGAUGUUGGGCAACCAUCUUCAAUGACAAGCACAGGAUCUCACCUGCCUCAUUCUGGUACACCCACACCCGCCACUUCUUUACAUCAUGAGGAGGAGACUUCUUUCACUGUGGGACAUCCAUCAGAUUCAAGUAGAGCGUCCUCACAUGACUCGUCCUCUAAUACACCUCAUCCUAGUUUGGAAUCAGGUUCAGGUGUCUUAGAGGAGUUAAGCUCUGAACAAGUGGUCCGCGACGUACUUUGCUGUUCAUCGCGGGAACACGUGGAUUUUACAAUUGAGGUGCUGCGCCAGGCUUUCCUGCUACCUUUCUCUCACGCGGCUGCCGUCAGGCGCGUCAUCGGACUGUACAAAGACUGGAUACAGAUGAAUGUGUCGGAAAUCCCACCGUUUCUAAUAGAAAACACGUACGAGCAGCAACUAGCGGCCGGGGAGCCGGCAGCGCCGCCGCGUCGUCUCCGCAACGACUCCUACCUCGGCGCGGUCAACCGAGAUAUAAUGGUUCGGGCUGGCAUGCAGAACGUGUUACAAGUAUUCAUGACACAGGCUGCAAAUGUGUUCUUGGCGUGCCCCUCUCCAGUAGCGCCACCUGGUGCCAUCAACCAACAACAGCACCUAUUGCAAGAACAGACUGAUACUUGCAAACGCGUACUGAACAUCUAUCGUUACAUGGUUAUGCAUGUUGCAAUGGAUGCAAGUACAUGGGAGCAACUUCUGUUAGUGCUUCUCCAGAUAACAUCUUUAGUAUUAACAAAAGUAAUACCUAAAAGAAAACAGGAAACACUUGGCGGUUUUCUAGCGCCAGCGCUCUUUCAGACCUUAAUAGUGACCUGGAUCAAAGCCAAUUUGAAUGUUGCGGUAAAACCGGAGCUGUGGCAAAGUUUUAUGGAGUUGUUGACACGGCUGACACACUGGGAAGAUCUCAUUAAGGAAUGGGCGAAAACUAUGGAGACCUUGACGCGGGUACUUGCGCGGCACGUGUAUUCGCUGGAGCUGUCAGAGAGCGGGGGUGCGGCGGGCGGGGCGGGGGACGCGCGGGGCCGCGGCGGGCGGCGCCCCACGCCCGCGCCCGCGCCCCUGCCUCGCCCCCUGCCCCGCGUCCGCCCCGCGCUCAUGGCAGCAGACGCUCGCACACCAGGAAAAUCACCGCGCACUGGUAGUGAUACUCAUGGACGCAAGGAAACUGUCCGAGGUCGGCAGUUGCAUCGCUGCCGAAGCGAUCCGCACAUUGCAAGGCACACGCAACUUCAUCUGCACGUUGUUACAGUGGAAGAAACCAAAGAACAAACCAACACAAAACCAAGAAGAUGGUACUCAUUGGAUUCCUUAAGGCAGUCAUCACAUCACGAUGAAAGGGAUUCCGCUAGUGGUUCUCGCUCCCCUUCCCCGGCGCCAUCUAGCGGAGUUGAGAGUAGCUCUAUUAAAGACUCCCCAUUACAAAUAGAUUUAGCUUCAGAUGGCGGUAAUGUUGAAUGGGCGGAGAGCGAGAACGGUUCGGUGGAGGGCGGGGCGGCGGGGGCGGCGGGGUCGGGCGUGGGCGUGGUGCUGGGCGGCGCGGCGCGCGGCUGGCUGCCCGCCGUGGCGGCCGUGCUGUGGCGCCGCAUGCUGGCCGCGCUCGGCGACCCCAACCACCUGCGCGACCCGCACACGCAUGCGCAUUUCUACAACUACCUCAUACACCUCAACUCCACGCUCCUCAAGAUAAGCGCAAACCAAACUCUGAAUGGAAAUACGGAAAUUCACGUACCAUUCAACUUGGUGGCAGGAUGGUGCCUCGAGGCCGAAGCCUUGCCGCCUUCCCACAGAGCGGGCAAGCUGCUGGCGUUGCGGCUGCUUUGCGAGUCGACGCAGGCGCAAGGCCCGGGUGCGCCGUCCUCCUGCAACAACCGCCUGCAUCUCGCGCACCUGCAUCUCUACCAACGCGCUUUGCACCACGGUUUGACAGGCGAAGACCGUUCGGUAGUGGACGUACUGGUGGAGUACGCAGCGCCACGCUAUCUGUCCCUGGCUCUCGAUGGUUACUCUCUACUUUUGUUGGACUUCGUCCACGCCUCAACCGUCGUACUCAACUCUUCUGACAUGGGAACAUCAUGUCCACGUACGGCGGCUGUGACUUUCCUCGGUUCCCUUCUAGCAUUGCCUGACGAGUUGAUGAACGCGCCGAUGCUACAGCCCUACCCUCACCAAUACAACACUGUAUCGUGUCCCGAUCUCAAGGAGCACGUGCUGAAUAUCGUGGUGCGCGUGUGCCGGCGGGAAGGCGCCGCGGCAGCACGGUGUGCCGGCGCCUGCGCGCUGGCCGCGCACGUGGCGCACCUGCUCGACUCGCGACAACCCUGCGCACGCCUGCCCGCCUACGUCACCUGCCUGCUGCAGAUGCUCAUGGUCAGUAGCACGGCGACCGCGAUCUGUGAGUGUAGGCUGCACGUGCUGCGGGCCGCGCACGUGGCGCACCUGCUCGACUCGCGCCAGCCCUGCGCACGCCUGCCCGCCUACGUCACCUGCCUGCUGCAGAUGCUCAUGGUCAGUAGCACGGCGACCGCGAUCUGUGAGUGUAGGCUGCACGUGCUGCGGGCCGCGCACGUGGCGCACCUGCUCGACUCGCGCCAGCCCUGCGCACGCCUGCCCGCCUACGUCACCUGCCUGCUGCAGAUGCUCAUGGUCAGUAGCACGGCGACCGCGAUCUGUGAGUGUAGGCUGCACGUGCUGCGGGCCGCGCACGUGGCGCACCUGCUCGACUCGCGCCAGCCCUGCGCACGCCUGCCCGCCUACGUCACCUGCCUGCUGCAGAUGCUCAUGGUCAGUAGCACGGCGACCGCGAUCUGUGAGUGUAGGCUGCACGUGCUGCGGGCCGCGCACGUGGCGCACCUGCUCGACUCGCGCCAGCCCUGCGCACGCCUGCCCGCCUACGUCACCUGCCUGCUGCAGAUGCUCAUGGUCAGUAGCACGGCGACCGCGAUCUGUGAGUGUAGGCUGCACGUGCUGCGGGCCGCGCACGUGGCGCACCUGCUCGACUCGCGCCAGCCCUGCGCACGCCUGCCCGCCUACGUCACCUGCCUGCUGCAGAUGCUCAUGGUCAGUAGCACGGCGACCGCGAUCUGUGAGUGUAGGCUGCACGUGCUGCGGGCCGCGCACGUGGCGCACCUGCUCGACUCGCGCCAGCCCUGCGCACGCCUGCCCGCCUACGUCACCUGCCUGCUGCAGAUGCUCAUGGUCAGUAGCACGGCGACCGCGAUCUGUGAGUGUAGGCUGCACGUGCUGCGGGCCGCGCACGUGGCGCACCUGCUCGACUCGCGCCAGCCCUGCGCACGCCUGCCCGCCUACGUCACCUGCCUGCUGCAGAUGCUCAUGGUCAGUAGCACGGCGACCGCGAUCUGUGAGUGUAGGCUGCACGUGCUGCGGGCCGCGCACGUGGCGCACCUGCUCGACUCGCGCCAGCCCUGCGCACGCCUGCCCGCCUACGUCACCUGCCUGCUGCAGAUGCUCAUGGUCAGUAGCACGGCGACCGCGAUCUGUGAGUGUAGGCUGCACGUGCUGCGGGCCGCGCACGUGGCGCACCUGCUCGACUCGCGCCAGCCCUGCGCACGCCUGCCCGCCUACGUCACCUGCCUGCUGCAGAUGCUCAUGGUCAGUAGCACGGCGACCGCGAUCUGUGAGUGUAGGCUGCACGUGCUGCGGGCCGCGCACGUGGCGCACCUGCUCGACUCGCGCCAGCCCUGCGCACGCCUGCCCGCCUACGUCACCUGCCUGCUGCAGAUGCUCAUGGUCAGUAGCACGGCGACCGCGAUCUGUGAGUGUAGGCUGCACGUGCUGCGGGCCGCGCACGUGGCGCACCUGCUCGACUCGCGCCAGCCCUGCGCACGCCUGCCCGCCUACGUCACCUGCCUGCUGCAGAUGCUCAUGGUCAGUAGCACGGCGACCGCGAUCUGUGAGUGUAGGCUGCACGUGCUGCGGGCCGCGCACGUGGCGCACCUGCUCGACUCGCGCCAGCCCUGCGCACGCCUGCCCGCCUACGUCACCUGCCUGCUGCAGAUGCUCAUGGUCAGUAGCACGGCGACCGCGAUCUGUGAGUGUAGGCUGCACGUGCUGCGGGCCGCGCACGUGGCGCACCUGCUCGACUCGCGCCAGCCCUGCGCACGCCUGCCCGCCUACGUCACCUGCCUGCUGCAGAUGCUCAUGGUCAGUAGCACGGCGACCGCGAUCUGUGAGUGUAGGCUGCACGUGCUGCGGGCCGCGCACGUGGCGCACCUGCUCGACUCGCGCCAGCACAGCGCACGCCUGCCCGCCUACGUCACCUGCCUGCUGCAGAUGCUCAUGGUCAGUAGCACGGCGACCGCGAUCUGUGAGUGUAGGCUGCACGUGCUGCGGGCCGCGCACGUGGCGCACCUGCUCGACUCGCGCCAGCCCUGCGCACGCCUGCCCGCCUACGUCACCUGCCUGCUGCAGAUGCUCAUGGUCAGUAGCACGGCGACCGCGAUCUGUGAGUGUAGGCUGCACGUGCUGCGGGCCGCGCACGUGGCGCACCUGCUCGACUCGCGCCAGCCCUGCGCACGCCUGCCCGCCUACGUCACCUGCCUGCUGCAGAUGCUCAUGGUCAGUAGCACGGCGACCGCGAUCUGUGAGUGUAGGCUGCACGUGCUGCGGGCCGCGCACGUGGCGCACCUGCUCGACUCGCGCCAGCCCUGCGCACGCCUGCCCGCCUACGUCACCUGCCUGCUGCAGAUGCUCAUGGUCAGUAGCACGGCGACCGCGAUCUGUGAGUGUAGGCUGCACGUGCUGCGGGCCGCGCACGUGGCGCACCUGCUCGACUCGCGCCAGCCCUGCGCACGCCUGCCCGCCUACGUCACCUGCCUGCUGCAGAUGCUCAUGGUCAGUAGCACGGCGACCGCGAUCUGUGAGUGUAGGCUGCACGUGCUGCGGGCCGCGCACGUGGCGCACCUGCUCGACUCGCGCCAGCCCUGCGCACGCCUGCCCGCCUACGUCACCUGCCUGCUGCAGAUGCUCAUGGUCAGUAGCACGGCGACCGCGAUCUGUGAGUGUAGGCUGCACGUGCUGCGGGCCGCGCACGUGGCGCACCUGCUCGACUCGCGCCAGCCCUGCGCACGCCUGCCCGCCUACGUCACCUGCCUGCUGCAGAUGCUCAUGGUCAGUAGCACGGCGACCGCGAUCUGUGAGUGUAGGCUGCACGUGCUGCGGGCCGCGCACGUGGCGCACCUGCUCGACUCGCGCCAGCCCUGCGCACGCCUGCCCGCCUACGUCACCUGCCUGCUGCAGAUGCUCAUGGUCAGUAGCACGGCGACCGCGAUCUGUGAGUGUAGGCUGCACGUGCUGCGGGCCGCGCACGUGGCGCACCUGCUCGACUCGCGCCAGCCCUGCGCACGCCUGCCCGCCUACGUCACCUGCCUGCUGCAGAUGCUCAUGGUCAGUAGCACGGCGACCGCGAUCUGUGAGUGUAGGCUGCACGUGCUGCGGGCCGCGCACGUGGCGCACCUGCUCGACUCGCGCCAGCCCUGCGCACGCCUGCCCGCCUACGUCACCUGCCUGCUGCAGAUGCUCAUGGUCAGUAGCACGGCGACCGCGAUCUGUGAGUGUAGGCUGCACGUGCUGCGGGCCGCGCACGUGGCGCACCUGCUCGACUCGCGCCAGCCCUGCGCACGCCUGCCCGCCUACGUCACCUGCCUGCUGCAGAUGCUCAUGGUCAGUAGCACGGCGACCGCGAUCUGUGAGUGUAGGCUGCACGUGCUGCGGGCCGCGCACGUGGCGCACCUGCUCGACUCGCGCCAGCCCUGCGCACGCCUGCCCGCCUACGUCACCUGCCUGCUGCAGAUGCUCAUGGUCAGUAGCACGGCGACCGCGAUCUGUGAGUGUAGGCUGCACGUGCUGCGGGCCGCGCACGUGGCGCACCUGCUCGACUCGCGCCAGCCCUGCGCACGCCUGCCCGCCUACGUCACCUGCCUGCUGCAGAUGCUCAUGGUCAGUAGCACGGCGACCGCGAUCUGUGAGUGUAGGCUGCACGUGCUGCGGGCCGCGCACGUGGCGCACCUGCUCGACUCGCGCCAGCCCUGCGCACGCCUGCCCGCCUACGUCACCUGCCUGCUGCAGAUGCUCAUGGUCAGUAGCACGGCGACCGCGAUCUGUGAGUGUAGGCUGCACGUGCUGCGGGCCGCGCACGUGGCGCACCUGCUCGACUCGCGCCAGCCCUGCGCACGCCUGCCCGCCUACGUCACCUGCCUGCUGCAGAUGCUCAUGGUCAGUAGCACGGCGACCGCGAUCUGUGAGUGUAGGCUGCACGUGCUGCGGGCCGCGCACGUGGCGCACCUGCUCGACUCGCGCCAGCCCUGCGCACGCCUGCCCGCCUACGUCACCUGCCUGCUGCAGAUGCUCAUGGUCAGUAGCACGGCGACCGCGAUCUGUGAGUGUAGGCUGCACGUGCUGCGGGCCGCGCACGUGGCGCACCUGCUCGACUCGCGCCAGCCCUGCGCACGCCUGCCCGCCUACGUCACCUGCCUGCUGCAGAUGCUCAUGGUCAGUAGCACGGCGACCGCGAUCUGUGAGUGUAGGCUGCACGUGCUGCGGGCCGCGCACGUGGCGCACCUGCUCGACUCGCGCCAGCCCUGCGCACGCCUGCCCGCCUACGUCACCUGCCUGCUGCAGAUGCUCAUGGUCAGUAGCACGGCGACCGCGAUCUGUGAGUGUAGGCUGCACGUGCUGCGGGCCGCGCACGUGGCGCACCUGCUCGACUCGCGCCAGCCCUGCGCACGCCUGCCCGCCUACGUCACCUGCCUGCUGCAGAUGCUCAUGGUCAGUAGCACGGCGACCGCGAUCUGUGAGUGUAGGCUGCACGUGCUGCGGGCCGCGCACGUGGCGCACCUGCUCGACUCGCGCCAGCCCUGCGCACGCCUGCCCGCCUACGUCACCUGCCUGCUGCAGAUGCUCAUGGUCAGUAGCACGGCGACCGCGAUCUGUGAGUGUAGGCUGCACGUGCUGCGGGCCGCGCACGUGGCGCACCUGCUCGACUCGCGCCAGCCCUGCGCACGCCUGCCCGCCUACGUCACCUGCCUGCUGCAGAUGCUCAUGGUCAGUAGCACGGCGACCGCGAUCUGUGAGUGUAGGCUGCACGUGCUGCGGGCCGCGCACGUGGCGCACCUGCUCGACUCGCGCCAGCCCUGCGCACGCCUGCCCGCCUACGUCACCUGCCUGCUGCAGAUGCUCAUGGUCAGUAGCACGGCGACCGCGAUCUGUGAGUGUAGGCUGCACGUGCUGCGGGCCGCGCACGUGGCGCACCUGCUCGACUCGCGCCAGCCCUGCGCACGCCUGCCCGCCUACGUCACCUGCCUGCUGCAGAUGCUCAUGGUCAGUAGCACGGCGACCGCGAUCUGUGAGUGUAGGCUGCACGUGCUGCGGGCCGCGCACGUGGCGCACCUGCUCGACUCGCGCCAGCCCUGCGCACGCCUGCCCGCCUACGUCACCUGCCUGCUGCAGAUGCUCAUGGUCAGUAGCACGGCGACCGCGAUCUGUGAGUGUAGGCUGCACGUGCUGCGGGCCGCGCACGUGGCGCACCUGCUCGACUCGCGCCAGCCCUGCGCACGCCUGCCCGCCUACGUCACCUGCCUGCUGCAGAUGCUCAUGGUCAGUAGCACGGCGACCGCGAUCUGUGAGUGUAGGCUGCACGUGCUGCGGGCCGCGCACGUGGCGCACCUGCUCGACUCGCGCCAGCCCUGCGCACGCCUGCCCGCCUACGUCACCUGCCUGCUGCAGAUGCUCAUGGUCAGUAGCACGGCGACCGCGAUCUGUGAGUGUAGGCUGCACGUGCUGCGGGCCGCGCACGUGGCGCACCUGCUCGACUCGCGCCAGCCCUGCGCACGCCUGCCCGCCUACGUCACCUGCCUGCUGCAGAUGCUCAUGGUCAGUAGCACGGCGACCGCGAUCUGUGAGUGUAGGCUGCACGUGCUGCGGGCCGCGCACGUGGCGCACCUGCUCGACUCGCGCCAGCCCUGCGCACGCCUGCCCGCCUACGUCACCUGCCUGCUGCAGAUGCUCAUGGUCAGUAGCACGGCGACCGCGAUCUGUGAGUGUAGGCUGCACGUGCUGCGGGCCGCGCACGUGGCGCACCUGCUCGACUCGCGCCAGCCCUGCGCACGCCUGCCCGCCUACGUCACCUGCCUGCUGCAGAUGCUCAUGGUCAGUAGCACGGCGACCGCGAUCUGUGAGUGUAGGCUGCACGUGCUGCGGGCCGCGCACGUGGCGCACCUGCUCGACUCGCGCCAGCCCUGCGCACGCCUGCCCGCCUACGUCACCUGCCUGCUGCAGAUGCUCAUGGUCAGUAGCACGGCGACCGCGAUCUGUGAGUGUAGGCUGCACGUGCUGCGGGCCGCGCACGUGGCGCACCUGCUCGACUCGCGCCAGCCCUGCGCACGCCUGCCCGCCUACGUCACCUGCCUGCUGCAGAUGCUCAUGGUCAGUAGCACGGCGACCGCGAUCUGUGAGUGUAGGCUGCACGUGCUGCGGGCCGCGCACGUGGCGCACCUGCUCGACUCGCGCCAGCCCUGCGCACGCCUGCCCGCCUACGUCACCUGCCUGCUGCAGAUGCUCAUGGUCAGUAGCACGGCGACCGCGAUCUGUGAGUGUAGGCUGCACGUGCUGCGGGCCGCGCACGUGGCGCACCUGCUCGACUCGCGCCAGCCCUGCGCACGCCUGCCCGCCUACGUCACCUGCCUGCUGCAGAUGCUCAUGGUCAGUAGCACGGCGACCGCGAUCUGUGAGUGUAGGCUGCACGUGCUGCGGGCCGCGCACGUGGCGCACCUGCUCGACUCGCGCCAGCCCUGCGCACGCCUGCCCGCCUACGUCACCUGCCUGCUGCAGAUGCUCAUGGUCAGUAGCACGGCGACCGCGAUCUGUGAGUGUAGGCUGCACGUGCUGCGGGCCGCGCACGUGGCGCACCUGCUCGACUCGCGCCAGCCCUGCGCACGCCUGCCCGCCUACGUCACCUGCCUGCUGCAGAUGCUCAUGGUCAGUAGCACGGCGACCGCGAUCUGUGAGUGUAGGCUGCACGUGCUGCGGGCCGCGCACGUGGCGCACCUGCUCGACUCGCGCCAGCCCUGCGCACGCCUGCCCGCCUACGUCACCUGCCUGCUGCAGAUGCUCAUGGUCAGUAGCACGGCGACCGCGAUCUGUGAGUGUAGGCUGCACGUGCUGCGGGCCGCGCACGUGGCGCACCUGCUCGACUCGCGCCAGCCCUGCGCACGCCUGCCCGCCUACGUCACCUGCCUGCUGCAGAUGCUCAUGGUCAGUAGCACGGCGACCGCGAUCUGUGAGUGUAGGCUGCACGUGCUGCGGGCCGCGCACGUGGCGCACCUGCUCGACUCGCGCCAGCCCUGCGCACGCCUGCCCGCCUACGUCACCUGCCUGCUGCAGAUGCUCAUGGUCAGUAGCACGGCGACCGCGAUCUGUGAGUGUAGGCUGCACGUGCUGCGGGCCGCGCACGUGGCGCACCUGCUCGACUCGCGCCAGCCCUGCGCACGCCUGCCCGCCUACGUCACCUGCCUGCUGCAGAUGCUCAUGGUCAGUAGCACGGCGACCGCGAUCUGUGAGUGUAGGCUGCACGUGCUGCGGGCCGCGCACGUGGCGCACCUGCUCGACUCGCGCCAGCCCUGCGCACGCCUGCCCGCCUACGUCACCUGCCUGCUGCAGAUGCUCAUGGUCAGUAGCACGGCGACCGCGAUCUGUGAGUGUAGGCUGCACGUGCUGCGGGCCGCGCACGUGGCGCACCUGCUCGACUCGCGCCAGCCCUGCGCACGCCUGCCCGCCUACGUCACCUGCCUGCUGCAGAUGCUCAUGGUCAGUAGCACGGCGACCGCGAUCUGUGAGUGUAGGCUGCACGUGCUGCGGGCCGCGCACGUGGCGCACCUGCUCGACUCGCGCCAGCCCUGCGCACGCCUGCCCGCCUACGUCACCUGCCUGCUGCAGAUGCUCAUGGUCAGUAGCACGGCGACCGCGAUCUGUGAGUGUAGGCUGCACGUGCUGCGGGCCGCGCACGUGGCGCACCUGCUCGACUCGCGCCAGCCCUGCGCACGCCUGCCCGCCUACGUCACCUGCCUGCUGCAGAUGCUCAUGGUCAGUAGCACGGCGACCGCGAUCUGUGAGUGUAGGCUGCACGUGCUGCGGGCCGCGCACGUGGCGCACCUGCUCGACUCGCGCCAGCCCUGCGCACGCCUGCCAGCCUACGUCACCUGCCUGCUGCAGAUGCUCAUGGUCAGUAGCACGGCGACCGCGAUCUGUGAGUGUAGGCUGCACGUGCUGCGGGCCGCGCACGUGGCGCACCUGCUCGACUCGCGCCAGCCCUGCGCACGCCUGCCCGCCUACGUCACCUGCCUGCUGCAGAUGCUCAUGGUCAGUAGCACGGCGACCGCGAUCUGUGAGUGUAGGCUGCACGUGCUGCGGGCCGCGCACGUGGCGCACCUGCUCGACUCGCGCCAGCCCUGCGCACGCCUGCCCGCCUACGUCACCUGCCUGCUUCAGAUGCUCAUGGUCAGUAGCACGGCGACCGCGAUCUGUGAGUGUAGGCUGCACGUGCUGUGGGCCGCGCACGUGGCGCACCUGCUCGACUCGCGCCAGCCCUGCGCACGCCUGCCCGCCUACGUCACCUGCCUGCUGCAGAUGCUCAUGGUCAGUAGCACGGCGACCGCGAUCUGUGAGUGUAGGCUGCACGUGCUGCGGGCCGCGCACGUGGCGCACCUGCUCGACUCGCGCCAGCCCUGCGCACGCCUGCCCGCCUACGUCACCUGCCUGCUGCAGAUGCUCAUGGUCAGUAGCACGGCGACCGCGAUCUGUGAGUGUAGGCUGCACGUGCUGCGGGCCGCGCACGUGGCGCACCUGCUCGACUCGCGCCAGCCCUGCGCACGCCUGCCCGCCUACGUCACCUGCCUGCUGCAGAUGCUCAUGGUCAGUAGCACGGCGACCGCGAUCUGUGAGUGUAGGCUGCACGUGCUGCGGGCCGCGCACGUGGCGCACCUGCUCGACUCGCGCCAGCCCUGCGCACGCCUGCCCGCCUACGUCACCUGCCUGCUGCAGAUGCUCAUGGUCAGUAGCACGGCGACCGCGAUCUGUGAGUGUAGGCUGCACGUGCUGCGGGCCGCGCACGUGGCGCACCUGCUCGACUCGCGCCAGCCCUGCGCACGCCUGCCCGCCUACGUCACCUGCCUGCUGCAGAUGCUCAUGGUCAGUAGCACGGCGACCGCGAUCUGUGAGUGUAGGCUGCACGUGCUGCGGGCCGCGCACGUGGCGCACCUGCUCGACUCGCGCCAGCCCUGCGCACGCCUGCCCGCCUACGUCACCUGCCUGCUGCAGAUGCUCAUGGUCAGUAGCACGGCGACCGCGAUCUGUGAGUGUAGGCUGCACGUGCUGCGGGCCGCGCACGUGGCGCACCUGCUCGACUCGCGCCAGCCCUGCGCACGCCUGCCCGCCUACGUCACCUGCCUGCUGCAGAUGCUCAUGGUCAGUAGCACGGCGACCGCGAUCUGUGAGUGUAGGCUGCACGUGCUGCGGGCCGCGCACGUGGCGCACCUGCUCGACUCGCGCCAGCCCUGCGCACGUUUGCUCGCCUACAUCACCUGCCUACUGCAAAUGCUCAUGAUGAAAAAUAAAACUAUAGCCAAAGUUGUGAGCGACGCUAUACUGGUGUUAGCCGACUACACGGAUCGCAUCGUGGAACUAUAUCCUGGACUAGCCGAGAAAAUAAUAAAAUGGAUAUGCGCUUGCCUCGCCCAAAUAUCGAACAGUAGCUCCCGAGAUUCUGUGAAACCUCUUGCGGGUUCGCUAUUACUGUGCUUGGCCGAAUUCGCCGUCCGUUGUGGGCCUGCCUACCUUAUGAAAGAAAAUGAUGGAGAACAGACAUUAUUGUUGACGAUUUUUAAGGUUCUGUACGCUGUGAUGAAAGGAACUAACGGAUCUGACAUCGAAGGCCUGUCACUGCCUGUUGACGAAGACUUUGACCCCAAUAUUCAACUGGACAACCUUGGACCUAAAACAUCUCUAGCCUCGACCAUUGAUGUUAAACUCUGGGCUCAAACAAUAUGCACGCAGCUGGUGCUGUUCCUGGGCCACUGGCCGCUGUGGAGCGGCUGCCAGCUGUCGUCGAGCGUGUGCGAGCAGCACGACAGCAGCCCGCCGCUGGGCGCCGAGCUGGGCCCGGCCGUGCUGGCCGCGCGCAACCUGCAGCUCAUGCGCUUCAGCGACUCCACGCUCGCCUCACUCAUCGAGCUGCCCGCGCUCGACAUGCCCUCCGGUGGCACCACGCCAGGUCUAAUGACAUCUGAUCGACAAGUACGCAUCCUUCUCCGAGAUAUAGCAGGCAAAGCUUGCUGGGAUGCUUCCGCAUUGUACUAUGACCCUUUUGGUUCUUCGUCGGAGGAUCCUCAACCGCUUGUAGUACCGGAUAUUGUUGACAGCCCAAGAGACAACACUUUAUCAUCUCUACCACCGCCCUUACCACCGGACCUACUGCCUGAUUACAAAAAUUCACCACCGGACAAACAUCAAUUGGAUCAUGUGCUGGCGUACAUCGGGCACACGUCGCCGGAGGUGGCGUGCGGGCGGCGGCUGGACAGCGCGGGCGCGUCGCCGCUGCCCGCCGGCGCCGAGGACGAGCUGGUGGCCGCGCUCGUGCAGCACCGCAACGCCGAGCGCCUCUACCUCGCGCACCAGGAACCCGAUGAGGAAUUGGAGCCAGAGGAGAUGUGCACGCCAGGUUGCUCAACAGCUGCGGGUCCGUUUGAUCUGUGCCGCCAGUUCCUGGCGCAAAGUGGCGCCCUGGCGCCGUCGCGACGCGCUCACGUGCAGCUGUUGAAGCGUUCUGACCGCUUGCUACGUGAACUACGUAAUCUUGACGCGCUUAGGUGUCGUGAAACGCAUAAGGUUGCUGUGAUAUACGUCGGCAAAGGUCAGGAGACGCGGAAUGAAAUCUUGUCGAAUCGCUGCGGAAGUCCAGCUUAUGAAGCAUUCCUUGCUGCUCUCGCUUGGGAGGUGGAGCUGGAGUCGCACGUGGGGUUCGCGGGCGGGCUGCGGGGCGGCGGCGGCGGCGGCGUGUCGGCGCCCUACGUGGCCACGCUCACGCUCGAGGCGCUGUUCCACGUCGCCACGCGCAUGCCCGCCGACACGCCCGACGCCAUACUCAACAAGACGAGGCACUUGGGCAACGACGAAGUGCACGUGGUGUGGAGCGAGCACUGGCGGCCGUACAAGCGCGACACGCUGCCCACGCAGUUCUGCGACGUGCUCAUCGUGCUCUACCCGCUGCCCGGCGGCCUGCUGCGCUGCACCGUCUCCAGGAAGCCAGAUGUGGCGGUGUUCGGUCCGUUGUGGGAAGAGUGCGUGGUGCGCGUGCGGGCGGGCGCGGCGCUGGUGCGCGGCGCGGCGUUCGCGGGCGGGCGGGCGGUGCGCGCCACCAUGCCGCUGUACCAGCACGCCUGCAGCGAGCGCGCGCGCGGCCUCGACGCGCUCGCUGCGCACCACACGCUCCCCGCCACCUUUGAGCACUUCGUGCAGCGCGUGCGCGACCCCGUGCCUCACGACCAGCCGCCCGCCUCAGAUCAAGGAAGCGGUCGUCUGGCCGCCGCUCUGCUUGACCACGGGGCGAAUUCAUGGACAACAGGCACCCAACACACAGUAUCCCCACGGCCAGCCAAGCGGCUCGGACCAUUCAAACGUCCUCAGCCAUUGCAAAACGCGCCGCACACUGCACCACCAGACGCACCGGUACGACGUGUGCGUUAA